CUCACGUUGCUAUGGUAACAUAUGUUUGAGACUGACAGCAGUCUCUGAGUUUAACUGCUAACUGUGUGCUAGCUACUCAAAACCAUCGACACAUUGCCUGUCUCUCUGUGUUACUUACGCAGCAUAUACGAUGCCACCCAAAAGCAAAGGCUCAAGUAAAAAGUCUGCCAAGGCAAAGACGCCCACACUGAUAGAUGGCCUCACCAAGGAGGAGAUGUCCAAGGAGCAGCUGGAAGAGCACAUUGUGCACCUUCGAGAGGAGCUGGAUAGAGAGAGGGAGGAGAGAAACUACUUUCAGCUGGAGAGGGACAAGAUCCACACCUUUUGGGAGAUCACAGACAGACAAUUAGAGGAGGUCAAGGCUGAAAGGAAAAACUUGGAUAAGGAAAUAGAAGAGGAUGAGGGUCGCCACCAAGUAGAGAUCAAGGUGUAUAAGCAGAAGAUGAAGCACCUCCUGUGUGAACACCAGAACACGAUCUGUGAGUUGAAAGCCGACGGUUUAGUCUCCACUGAGGUGGUGCAGCAAGAGCAAGAAAAAUUAGAGACUGAACUUCACAGGAAAAUGAGGGACAUCAUGGUAGACAUGCAGGAGCUCGACAAUGAAAAGCUUGUCAAGGAACUUGAACUGAGACAUGAUGAAGAAAUGACUGAAACAAGGAACAGAUUAGAGAAGCAACUCGCAGAAAUUGAAGCCAAGUAUGAGAAAAAGAUGGAGUUUCUGCCAAGAGAGCUGGACAACAUGAGGAAAAAUGAGAUCAGUGAAAGAGAGGAACAUUGGAGCAGCCACAUUAAUGAUCUUAAAGAAAACCACAACCAAGCUUUCAGUGAGGCUAAUCUACUCCUUAAUCGCAUGCAGGACGAUUCGAAAAUAAAUAUUUCACUCAAGAGAGAAAUUAAUGAACUGAGGGCGAAACAGGUGUACAAGGAAAAGGCCCUGGCUCCUGUUGUGCAGAAGAACAAGCGUCUCGCUGAGCUUAUCUCAAACGUGAAGAAGGAAAUGGCUGAAAAUGAGAAAAAAAUGAAAUGCUACGUGACGACAAAGGGUUAUGACACCAGUGAAACGGUCAGACAAAAGGAGCUAAAGGAUCUGAAAUGGGAUCAUGAGGCACUGGAACAGAAAUUCAGCAAGCUUCAGCUGGAGAGGGACGAGCUGUACACGACAUUCACUCAGAAUCUUCAGAAGAUGCAGCAUAAAGCAGGUGUGAAGAGCAUGCUGCUGGAGAGGAAGCUGAAAGCUCUGACAGACAGCCUGGAGAAGACGCAGGCUCAGCUCAGCUCGGUGCUCGCUGCCUCCAACAUGGACCAUAUCGCCCUCAGUGAGGUCACAAACAAAAUCGAGGAAAAGUUUGACUUCAGUAAUAAUUCCAUCAAGAACUUACAGUGUGAAAAAGCUCAGAUUUCCAAGGCCCGUAGGGACAUGCUGCUGACCUAUGAAGCGAAGCAAAGGGCUCUUGGUGUCCCUGCGGAGACGCGUUGUAUGAAGCCCUUUGACAGCAGUCUCGCUGGGAGAAGUCAAGACUUGGAUCUUGGGUUUGCCCCAAAAUGAGAAGCAAUGAAAUGAAAGACUGAACCAUUUACAGCAAAUCUCACUUUCUUUGCACGUGAUCUCUUUAGAGCCUUUAGAACCUGACGUGUUGAUGUUCAGUAACACAAAAAUGUUAACAUGAAAUGUUGUUUACUCUUAAUUAUGACUUGGUAUCUUGUAUUUAUGAGAAAAUAAUGGUUGUGGAGUUUAUAGUAUUACAUCCAUCAUGCCCUUGAUUCCAAUGUGUUCCAAAGACAGAGACACAUAAUUGAGUCAGUAACGUUAAGAAAAAAGGGUUUAAAGUUUUCACACUGGCUGGCAAACUGUAGGACAGAUAAAAAGAUUGUAAUGCCUUUAAUUUAUACCCUUUGGGCUAAUUAUUUUACCCCUAAAAUAAUUUCCAUAGACCAACUAUAAUAACUAAAAGCUGCACUCUGGCAGGGAAAACAUCUGCAAACCAAAUGUGUUACUGCAGCUUUCUCGUCCUUUUAAAGUCAUUUGUCACUAUGACAAUUUUAUUUUUUCUUUUAUCAUUUAUAAAAUAGAUCAUAGAGUAUGUAAUGUACUUUUGGUUUGUCGUGUGUCUAUCCAUAUGUAGGAUGUACAUUGAAUAAAUUAAUAUAGAAUUAAAUACAUCGAAAUAUGUGAUUUAAAAGAGGCUUAAAACCAAAUCACAUGAAUCCCACUGACUCUGCUAAGCUAAAUACAGUACUAGUUAAAGGACUAGUUCAGCUGUUUUUGUUCUCUGAUCUCUCUAUUGUAGCAACUGAAACUUUGCAUGCUGUUUCCAUAGAAUUUGCAAUGACGGCAAUGUGGCACAACAAAUCUUCAGCGCAGUGUUGGUCCUCUCUAGAGUACAUUACUAUUUAAACCAUGUAUUCUGUUGGUGGUAAUUGUCAAGUUUUUAAUUUCAGCGAACGAGCAACAGGUGUCACUGUCCACUUACUUUAUGACUGUUUCUUUUUGUGUUUUUAAGUGUGUCCAUAAAAAAUAACCAAUGCCAGAAACGACUUGGACAUGGCAUGGAGACAUAUUUGAAUUGUGCAGAUAAUUUAUCUAAUUUUAAAUCUAUUUCUGCAACAUUUUGCAGUAACUCCCAUUUGCUGCUGUUAAAGCUGAACCUGAACUUCAUUAUAUUGUUAUUGCUAGAGAUAAAGAGAAGCUCUCCAACCAUUCCCUGCCACAGCACAUCCAUAUGUACUACAGGACACAACCCGUGUAUAUAAUGGGAAACCAUCAAAGGAAACCUGCAGAGCUACUAUAAAACAUUAAAAUGUUUACUAUAAUGUAGAGCUGUUGUAGCUCAAAUAUGCAAUGUGAAGCGGUUUUACGUUGUAAAAAAUUAAUCAAAAUAUCUCAAACAGGGUUGGGAGCAAGAAAACGUGGGCAUCCCUACUGUUGACUCAACUCUUUGACUUUCCAACAAGGAAUUUUGAAAUAACCUCAUAGAGGCUUUAUGGGCCCCCUGACCGCUACGACCCCUGGGCCCAUGCCAGAUAGGUCUGUUCAUUAAUCCAUCCCUGCAUGGAGAGAGAUACAGAUCUGUACAGGGAGGGGGUUGUCUUUAAAAAAACAUUUUUAAUAAAGCCUCUGCCCUCUGUAUCAACAUUUUAAAUGCAUGUGGAAUUCAACAAAGUGAGUUCAAGGUAUUGGUGCCUUGUUAUGUUACUGUAAAUUCAUUAAUGUCUCCCACAGAUUCAACAAGUGCCUUUGAUUUUGAUCAUUUGUAAAGCACAAAAGGACGUUAUGUUAAAAGAUGUAUGUUCCUCGUCUUUGCUCUUGAAUAAAGAAACAAGAAAAAAUAAA
Molecule: messenger RNA, 3331 nt
Organism: Dicentrarchus labrax (European seabass)
Lineage: Eukaryota; Metazoa; Chordata; Actinopteri; Moronidae
Product: dynein regulatory complex subunit 4-like
Exons: 11
Coding region: 131-1546 (471 amino acids)
Biological process (GO): flagellated sperm motility
Cellular component (GO): microtubule; motile cilium; Golgi apparatus
Molecular function (GO): small GTPase binding; microtubule binding
Source: RefSeq, a predicted model, not a curated record